AUGGUGUGCCGAGCGGUGGCGCAGUUUUUGCUGGAGAAGCCCUUGUUCCAGAUGGGGUGCGGGAUCCUCCUGGGACUUAUCGUUCCGGUCGUGGCAAGGCUUGCAGGAAACAACGAUCCCAACGAGAACCAGAUCUCGCACGUCUUCGGGCAAGAUUCCAUUUGCGUGGCCAUGGACUUCCCGGGCUGGGUGGAGGUUGCCACCGUCAUGUUUUUUUUUGCUGGCCUGCUUCAUUCCUAUGCUAUGAUCAAAGUGUACCAGCACUGCAAGAGUGAGUGGAAGGCAGAGAGUAGCAAACGAUGCCUCCUGGCAUUCGUGGCCUUCGAGAUACUGUGCGUGAACUGCUUCUGGAUGGUUGGCCUGUUUAGCCCUGUAUUGGACCACAGCGUCGGCCAAGUCUUUGCACACACUAUUCCGUUCAUCGUCUUCCAGUUCUUUUUCUUCUUUUGGGUGAUCUUCCUGAUGGCCUUCGUGCCCCCAAAAGACGUGAGCAAGAUUCGUGCAGUGGCGUGGUACUGCAUCAGCCUGGGCUACGUGACCUUGCAGCUCUUUCAGCUCGGGAUGAUCUUUUACACGCUGGCGUUGCUGGCCCAGCCUGGCGUUGAGACUUCUGGGCCAAAUCGCUUCAAAGGCCCGCUGGCAACUGAACAUGCUGCACUCCAAGCUCUUGAGCCCAUCAGCCUCUUCGGCCGCCUCACCUGCCUCUGCCUGCAUCCCUUCCGCUUGCCUCGCCUUGAGAAUCCGAAGGUCCCCCAGGCUGACGCGGUGACCGACUUCAAGACCGAGGAAGCUUAG
Symbiodinium sp. CCMP2592 is the source of this 795-nucleotide messenger RNA. Lineage: Eukaryota; Dinophyceae; Suessiales; Symbiodiniaceae. The record is from the annotation of a GenBank genome assembly.